Exaiptasia diaphana is the source of this 1011-nucleotide messenger RNA. Its product is annotated as melanocortin receptor 4-like. Bases 1 to 1011 code for a protein of 336 amino acids. NCBI's taxonomy places the organism in Eukaryota, Metazoa, Cnidaria, Anthozoa, Actiniaria, Aiptasiidae. Gene Ontology annotation, biological process: G protein-coupled receptor signaling pathway. Gene Ontology annotation, cellular component: membrane. The transcript has a single exon. Gene Ontology annotation, molecular function: G protein-coupled receptor activity. The record is from RefSeq and is a predicted model, not a curated record.
AUGAAUGCUUACAACAAUACCUCGGUUCUUCCUUCUCUAAAUGACUCAUUUCACAGCGCAAUACUCCCACAAGCGAAAGGCCACUUUUCGUUCUUUAGUCUUCUGUCUGAAUCAACAGACUACCACAUCAUCAUCAUUGCUUUGAUUGUCAUCAAUUCUCUGAUAUCUAUUGCAGCUUUUGGUCUUAACAUUUUGAUCAUAGUGACUUUAUUAAAGACGACUUCCUUGUGGAUACCCUCCAAUGUUCUUUUAUUGGGUUUGGCUUUUUCUGAUUUGGGAGUCGCUGCCAUAACUGAACCUGCGUACUGCUGUUUCUUAUUUGCUCUCUUAAAAAAGGAACUAAUAAUGUUGAGAAAUUCUCACUAUGCAGUUAUGUUAGGCCACACUUUUUUCUCUUGCACAUCGCUUUUAACAGUCACUGCUAUUACCAUUGACAGAUUUCUUGCCAUAAAACUACAUUUGAGGUACCAGAACAUCGUGACAAGCAAAAGAGCUGUUUCUGUUGURACGCUUACUAUCUGCAUAAUGUCAAGCAUAAGUGUGCCAGUUCUCUUUCAUAGUCUUCGAAGAAUUCCCAUUUGGUAUUUCAUUGCAAUCAAUGUUUUCACAUUUCUAUUGAUUUUUGUCAAUGUUUCACUGAUGAUAAUGAUAUCUAAAGUGGUGAACAACCAUCGAUCCCAAAUCCACGCCCAGGAAUUACAAUCAGUGGAUUUUAACUUGACUUCUUAUAGAAGGACUGUCAACACUAUGUACUUAAUCAUUGGCMUUUUUAUUUUUUCUUUCAUUCCAUAUUGGAUUUUAGGAUUAAUGGCAUUUGUGUUAUCUGAACCACACUUUAACUUACUUGAUUACGAUAUCGCUGCUAUAGCCACGUUUUUAAGCUUUUUUACAGCCACAUUAGUGAAUUUGAAUUCUGUUUUUAACCCUAUUCUGUAUUGCUGGAGAAUACAAGGCAUGCGCAAUGCUGCAACUCAGAUGUUACAAAAUAUAUGGGCAGCCUUGAAAGCAUAA